UUCUCAUCUCCAUUCUCAUCCACUCCCAAAGACAGAGAAGCCACAAAAGGAGAUGGAGGAUCCGCGUGAGCCUCACGUGCUCAUCCUCCCCUUCCCGGCGCAAGGCCACACCAAGCCCAUGCUCUGCCUCGCGAAGCUCCUCGCCUCCGCGGGCGUCCGCGUCACCUUCCUCAGCACCCACCACAACCGCUGCAGCCCCUCCUCUUCUCCCUCUCCCCUCCUCCGCUUCGUGUCCAUCUCCGACGGCUUGCCUGACGACCACCCACGAAGCUUGGAACUGAUCGGAGAGUUCCUCCUCUCGAUCAAGACGGCGAUGAAAGCUCGCUUGCGGGAGUUCCUGCUUUCCGAAAGUGCAGAGCCUCCACUGACCUGCGUCAUAGCGGACGGGAUCAUGUCGAUCGGCAUUGAUGUCGCGGAGGAGCUCGGCGUUCUGGCCAUCUCGUUCCGGACAUUUAGCGCUUGCUGCUUGUGGACUUUCUUCUGCGUUCCCACCUUCAUUCAUGAGGGCAAGCUUCCAUUUCCUGAUGAUGAUCUGGACAAGGAGUUCCAUGGCUUGCCGGGAGCCGAAGGCCUCCUGCGACGGAGAGACCUACCAAGUAUGUGCAGAUCCCAGAUCGAGAGCAACCCAUAUCGGUAUUUCCUAGACGAAACCACUACCAUGACCCGAGCUUCUGCUCUCAUACUCAACACAUUCGACACCCUCGAAGGUCCGAUGCUCUCUCGUCUCACCACCAUUUUCGCCAAUGUCUAUGCAAUCGGGCCCCUCCACGCCCUGGCCGCCGAAUCCGACAUCGGGCAUUCGUCGGGACGUACCGCAUUCGUAGGCAGCCUUCGGAUCGAAGACCGAAGUUGCAUGACGUGGCUCGACUCGCAGGCAUCGAGAUCGGUAGUCUACGUGUCGUUCGGGAGCUUGGCGAAGAUCACGAUUGACCAGUUGAUGGAGCUUCGGCACGGCCUUGUCGAUGGCGGGAGACCGUUCUUGUGGGUCUUAAGGGAGGACGCGAUCUUGGGAGAGAACGAGGAGACUGUGAAAUCACUACUAUCUGAACUGAAAGUCCCCAGCGAAAGACGAUGCGUUGUGAAUUGGGCGCCGCAAGAAGAGGUGCUCGCCCACCCUGCCGUCGGGGGUUUCUUGUCGCACGGCGGGUGGAACUCGACCUUGGAGAGCAUAGCGGCCGGGAUCCCAAUGAUUUGUUGGCCUCACACGGGAGAUCAACAAAUUAAUAGUAGGUGGGUGAGCGAAGUAUGGAAAAUCGGGCUUGACAUGAAGGAUACUUGCGACAGAUCGACGGUCGAGACCAUGGUUAGGACAUUGAUGGAGGACAAGAAUGAGGAGAUUAUGAAGUCGAUGGCUAGGAUUUCGGCAUUGAGUUCGGCUAGUGUUGUCUCGGAGGGAUCUUCGUCAAAGAACUUGGGAAGACUAAUUGAAAAUUUAAGGAAGAUUGGUCGAACAAGUAGAGCUAUUAGCAGAUGAUUCAAUGUAAAUCUCCCAAAUCUAAAUAGUUCUAGAGAAAAUUUCAAAUAAGGGC
Rhodamnia argentea is the source of this 1529-nucleotide messenger RNA. RefSeq names its product 7-deoxyloganetic acid glucosyltransferase-like. The record is from RefSeq and is a predicted model, not a curated record. NCBI's taxonomy places the organism in Eukaryota, Viridiplantae, Streptophyta, Magnoliopsida, Myrtales, Myrtaceae. Bases 53 to 1474 code for a protein of 473 amino acids. The transcript is spliced from 2 exons. Gene Ontology annotation, molecular function: UDP-glycosyltransferase activity.